This is a messenger RNA of Symbiodinium natans, 810 nucleotides long. Lineage: Eukaryota; Dinophyceae; Suessiales; Symbiodiniaceae. The record is from the annotation of a GenBank genome assembly.
AUGGAUCUUCCUGGCGUGCGGGCAAGUGAUGAGGAUGAGUCCCAGGGUGUGAACGAUGCCAUCAUAGCAAUGGUCACUGAGUCGAUGCGUAUGCCCAAUUCCAUCGUGGUGUGCCUCGCAGACUCCACUACAGAGUCAGCAAAUGACAACAUGGUGAAACUCUUCCGUGAGCGAGGAACUGGAGUCAUGUGCUUCUCGGACCGGCUGGUUCUGGUGCUUACCAAAGCCGACAACUGGUUUGCCACUACCGGGCGCGCCGAAGUUGCGCGAAGCCAUCUCCAAAGCUGGAAGGAGGGGUUCUACGGCAUUGAGCCCAUGUUGAUGGGCAGCUCGCUUGACAAGAAUGUGGACUCCAAAGAUGUGCUCGUGCGCAAUGCGGAGUAUGAAAGGGCAAAUGACCGCGAGGAGCAGAACAUCACCAGGUUUCGGCACGACGUCUUGGGCACCUUGCAAGGUGAUGAGCGGAAGUUCUGGGAGGAGAAAGUCGGCUUCAAGCAUGUGCAAAGUGCCGUGCAGCAGAUGUCCCUCACGAUGGACCUGUCGAAGAUGCAGGAAAUCAAGGACAAGAUCCAAAAGCGUUGCAACCAGGUAAAGUUGGGGCUGGACAAAGCUAGGGCAGCCUGCGGCAACUCAGAUCCUCCUUGCCUCGCUGUGCAUCUCUCAUCAUCCCAUGAUCUCGAGGAGACAGCGAAGACCCUCGUCCAGGAGGAGGAAGAGUUCAGGCAAGUUGCGGCCGAUUUCUCGCCGGAUGCGAUGCAGGCGGCAUGGAAUGAGCAGAAAAUGCUGAACAACAUACAGUCGCGCAGCUGA